Blepharisma stoltei is the source of this 525-nucleotide messenger RNA. The record is from the annotation of a GenBank genome assembly. NCBI's taxonomy places the organism in Eukaryota, Ciliophora, Heterotrichea, Heterotrichida, Blepharismidae.
AUGUCAAAAGUCUUAUUUCUGGUUGCCUUAGGAGUCUUCGUAGUUUCUGUACAAGCAGGUAUUAUCAAAGGUUAUGGUGCAAACAAAGUCUCAGACUUUAAGAGUUCAUACGAGCACGAUGAUAGGCAAAGAUACAAUGACGUAAAAUGCGAUGAUAGAUAUGGCUACAUGUCAUUUUCUCUGACUUUUUGUUAUUUCGUCGUAUAUUUUAGACAAUUUUCCUUAAAAAAUACCAUCAAAUUUCCCAAGCUCUGAAAAAAAUUCGACAAUUGUCCUGAGCAAGCAAAAAUUGUAAAGCAAAAAAAUGCACCUGAUAGAGAUGAACAUCAUGAAUAUGAUGAGCAUAAUGAAUGCGAUGAAAGAGACGAUCAUAGAUAUGACCAUGAUGAUAGAAACCAUGGGUACAGCAAUUACAGAGAUGAAUGUGGAGAUGAAAGAAGACACGACCACGAUGAAAACAGAUACGACCACGAUGAAAAGCUUUUUAACUACAGAGUUGAGAAAGAUGAGCAUUAUUGCCAUUAA